AUGGCCGCCCGCAGCAGGGAGAAGGAGCCGCUGGACCCGGUGCGGCAGAACCAGCUCCUGUGCGAGCGGGUGCGGAAGGAGCUGCAGUGCCAGAGGCUACACACGCAGUACAGCCUGAACCCGCUCCACCGCGUUCACACGAUCACCAAGAAGCCUAUGUCUUGGCAUGAUAAUGUAGAAGAGCCAGCAGACGCCAAGUUUCUGAAUCUUAUUCACCAUGCAGCACUGGAGCCAACAAAGAAAUACGCAGAGCCACAAACUGAAAGCCAGGAAAUUGGCUGGAACACAACACCUUUGAUUCAUGUGGAUCGUACUGAUUGCAGACUCUACUUCCCACGCCGGAGAACUGAAAUAACUAAAUAAAUGGCUGUCAUGGGGCACAGGGAGGAGCAGUCUGAGAACCUGCAGUAGUAGAGUGGCAAAGCCACACAACUCAGAUAGAAGCAGUUAGUGACAUCUAAUGUGUUAGGCCCUGCUUGUUACUAGGUGAGUCUGGUAGAUCUGGCAAGACAAGACAGCGAGAAGAGAGAACCUCAGUCUGUCCAGAUUUGCAGCCUGAAAAUAGUUACAGAAAUAAACCUAUUUAUAAGAUUGCUGCAUUUGUCUCACUGCUGCUUCCAAACCCAUCUAUAUGAGUAGUCUAAAAAACACUUUAACAUCUUGACAGUCUUCAGACUUCCUAUUCUGACAUCGGCAACAUGACCCAGAAUUCAAGUUCACUAAGUACAUGUCAACAGUAGCUGUAGAAAAAGCUGUCAGAAUUAAGGGAACAAAGGGCAGGCUUCAGCCA
Gavia stellata (red-throated loon) is the source of this 790-nucleotide messenger RNA. It is a transcript of the gene CFAP144, whose product is annotated as cilia and flagella associated protein 144. Bases 1 to 363 code for a protein of 120 amino acids. Gene Ontology annotation, cellular component: ciliary base. The record is from RefSeq and is a predicted model, not a curated record. The transcript has 4 exons. Lineage: Eukaryota; Metazoa; Chordata; Aves; Gaviiformes; Gaviidae.